Punica granatum (pomegranate) is the source of this 2841-nucleotide messenger RNA. The record is from RefSeq and is a predicted model, not a curated record. Lineage: Eukaryota; Viridiplantae; Streptophyta; Magnoliopsida; Myrtales; Lythraceae.
CCGGCUCCCUUUUCUUCCCGAACAUCAUCUGCCUUAACCCUAACCCAUUCCCCGAUUCGUCUGUCUCGCCGGCGAUUCGAGGUGAAGAUUCAGCCCAAGCUCCGACAACCUUCAAGCUCCGUCAGUCGUAGGUUCGACUCUGCCCGACUGUUCCGACUUCCCAGCAUCAAAUCUUCGAGGUUCGACCGCUCCGUGAGUCCGUAGCUCGACUUUCGAGGCCCAGGUUCGAUCGUCUGAGCUCUGCCUGAGCUGUUCCGAGUCUCCGAUGACCUUCAAGCUCCGUGAGUCGUUACUCUCAGCUCUGCCCAACCGAUCGUCUCAGCUCUGUCCGACUUCCGAGUCCGAACCGUUAGCUCCGAGCUUCAGUCCAAGGUUCGAGAACUCCGCGAGCUCUGCCCGUAGUUCGGACUUUCGACUCUGAACUGUGAGCACUGAACCGUGAGCUUCAGUGAGCACUCCGUGAGCUCUGCUUGCUCACUCUGUCCCGACUCCUGAGACUCCAUAUCGCAAAAAAAAAAAAAAAAGGUACUCCUCUUGGUUGCUGAAAUUGGAAUUGCUUAUUGAAAUUGAAAUUGGGAUUGCUUACUGAAAAUGUAGAGAAUACGUGCACACAACAACAUGUUACGGUUUAUGACUUGGAGAUGGCAAGUAUGAUCAUGGUCGUUAGAAUCAUGAUUCAAGUCGUACGAUUCUAUGAUUUAAAGGGGCCCACCGAUUCCGAUUGCACCUGGUGGAUCAGAGAAGUAGAAUCGGGAGUUGAAUCGGUAAAUCGUGGAAUCGGUGGGAGUCAUCCGAUUCUACAAUGUGCUACCACUGCCAGCCCAAACAUGGUCAAAGCCUAGCCAAGCAGCCCAAGCCCAGCCCAUUUGCUCGAUCGGUCCAUAAAGCAGCCCAAGCCCAGCCGAGUGACUUUUCAUCCCAAGUUGGGAUCGUAAUUUCCAUUUUAGUGGGGAAAGAACUUGCAAUUUUGUGAUCAAUCAACUUAUUUUUAUAGAUGUUCUUUGGGAUAAUCCUUUGGAAAUGAAACUUGCCAUAAUAAUCAUGUAAAUAUCGACAAUGCCAUCUUGAGAUUAUAUGCCAUCUUGACAUAAUCAUGUAAACCUUAGCGGCAGCCCUAUGCGAAGGGAAAAAUCAGAGUCUGUCGCCGUUGCUGCAGUCACAUGAGCUUCUUCCGAAACCAUUCCGGCCUGUUCUCUUCACUCCAGAGGUCCCUCAGCUCCCAAUUGCUCGAAGCUCGGGGCACCACCCAGCUCCAGCAAUGGCGGCUCAUCACCAAAGUGAGGCUCAAGUGGGUGAAGAACCGGAGCCUCGACCACGUGAUCGACACCGAGACCGACCUCAAAGCCGCCUCACUCCUCAAGGACGCCAUCAAGCGCUCCUCCACCGGCUACCUCACCGCAAAGUCCGUCGAGGACUGGCAGAAGCUGCUCGGCCUCACCGUUCCUGUCCUCCGCUUCCUUCGCCGAUAUCCUACUCUCUUUCAAGAAUUUCCGCAUCCCCGUUAUGCGAGCUUGCCGUGUUUCAAGUUGACAGAAACUGCGAUGCUGCUCGACUCGCAGGAGCAGAGCAUUCACCAGAAUCACGAGUCAGAUACUGUGGAGAAGCUCUGUAGAGUACUUAUGAUGACGAAGAGUCGAACACUUCUAUUGCAGUCGAUAGUCCCUUUGAGGUGGGAUCUUGGUUUGCCUGAUAACUUCAUGAAACAAUUGAUCCCCAAGUACCCGGGUCACUUUCAGUUUGCCAAGGCUCCGAACGGGUCUGUGAGUGUGAAACUCAAGGAAUGGAGAGAAGAAUAUGCGGUUUCAGCAUUGGAGAAGAGCAAAGAGGAUAACAAUGUCGGGGAUGAAUAUCGGCAGUUCAAGAGGGGACAGACGGCGCUUUCAUUCCCAAUGACCUUUCCGAGGGGAUAUGGGGCUCAGAAGAAGGUUCGGGCGUGGAUGGAGGAGUUUCAGAAACUGCCAUACAUCUCGCCCUAUGAGGACUCACGGAGAAUCGACCCCAAUAGCGAUCUCAUGGAGAAGCGGGUUGUCGGGGUGCUUCACGAGAUCUUGAGCUUGACCAUUCACAAGAAGACCAAGAGGAAUUACUUGAGGAGCCUGAGAGAAGAGCUAAAUCUACCCCACAAGUUCACGAGGAUAUUCACGAGGUAUCCCGGGAUAUUCUACCUCUCCCUUAAGUGUAAGACCACGACCGUUGCUCUCAGGGAAGGGUACCAUAGGGGUAAGUUGGUGAACCCGCACCCCCUCGCUCGUUUACGGGAAAAGUUUUAUCAUGUGAUGAGGACAGGGCUGCUGUACCGCGGUAAAGGGGUCGAUAUGCUAUCUCCAGAAGAGAUAUUGCUUGAUAAUGGAGAGGAUGAGAGCGAAGGUGAGGAGGAAGAGUCAGAAGUUGAAGAGGCUGACAUGGGUGAGGACUGCUUCGAGGAAAUCUCGGAGCUUGACGAUGAGUCGGAUGAAGAGUAAUAAGUUCACCAGGGACGGAACAAAAGAAAAUCAUUGCUAGGCAACAUUAAGUUAUAUCGCCACUUGCGCAUCGCUCCGAGGCAGUCACUCACUCCUAACAAGGAAGACGGAAGGAAGGACAAUGCCGGGAUUAAUUGACUUGAGAAGAUAAUUCAUCAUGGGUGAACCGUACGUGUAUGGAUAAUUUGGAAGUUGCAUUCUGUCAUGCUGACUUGUGAGCCUGAAAAUGCCAAACGGUAAAACAUCUUCGGGUUUGUUAAGGACAAUGUGAGUCCAGUUCUCUUUCAGGGGAGGAACAGUCCCUUUUCCCUUCUCAUGGCAUGUGGAUUGUAGCAACUCAAUUGAUGGUGAAGAAACUGCGUCAUUUUUUUCAUUACAA